This is a messenger RNA of Mauremys reevesii (Reeves's turtle), 3917 nucleotides long. RefSeq lists its product as uncharacterized. The transcript has 5 exons. The coding region runs from base 133 to 3858 and encodes 1241 amino acids. The record is from RefSeq and is a predicted model, not a curated record. Lineage: Eukaryota; Metazoa; Chordata; Testudines; Geoemydidae.
UCCUUGUCUCUUAAUGAAAAUCCUUGGAUCUGCGACUGUCAUCUGGUGAGCUCAAUACAGUUACUGAAGGACAAAGUUCAGGCACCCAGUGGCCUGGUUUGCAAUAGUCCGCCGAGCCUGAGGGGACGCCAUAUGUUGAGUGUCGGGCCUGAAGUCUGUCCUUAUCCAACUCACGCAGGAAAUCUACCACAGGAAAGCACUUCAAAUUUGAACUCGCUGUAUGGCUUCACAGGAGGACUUUUCUUCAGUUUCAUCAUGUGCCUGAUUGUCUGUUUCAUCACAAAACACUGGAAAUAUAGCAGAGUUACUAAUCAGGCAGAGGAUGGACACGUCUUACAGAAGGACUCUGUGGAAGAGUUCCCAAGGGGCGUGACUGAUGCCCCUUCAGUAUCCCCUCUUCCCCAUAACUGUGUAAUAAAAGCAAAUAGGACAAGGGGCUUUCAGGAGGAAAGUGAAGCAGACACAAUAGAAAAAGCCCUGUGUGACCAUUUGAAGAACACGUCCCAAUCCAGCAGAGAACAUUCAGAAACAAGCUCCCCAGUGAAGAUGCCUGGAGUGGCCCUGCUGCCGGCUCACAGUCCCACAGGUAAAAAGAUCAUGACAAUCUGUAAAGAUGGAAUGGAAAUUGGAAGAUUAACUGAACGUUCAGACAAAGCCACAAGCCCAGCACUCCAGCAAGUGGGCAACAAAAAUGUGGAGAGAACAGCUGAAAUCCCCAGAUGUGUCAGUGCACCCGGCUUACUUCCUAAUGUGGAGAAACAACCUUCCCCAAAAAGGGACCCUGGUUUGCAUUGCUCAUUGUUGAGCCAUGAAAAAACAAUCCCGACGAGGGAGUGGAUGGAGAAUGGGGAACCUGCCUUGGUGAAAUAUUUUGAAACCCAGUGGGAAGAGCAGGCUUUGAGUCCCAUUACCUGGUUUUCUGGUUCUCAAUGUUCCCGGACUUUGGUAAAUGUAGUUUCUCCAGCAGGAAGUGCUACACAUUUACAAACAAGCAGAGACAGAAUUCACGCCACCUCUAACAAGAGAAGUAAAUCCUGGAGCCCCUUUCACUUCAACGUCUCCAGUCAUUUAACAGAAGCUCAUGGAGAUAGUGCAUCUAGAACAAAUGCUGAGAAGGGAUUUGAGGCCAGCUUGGUGCAUUCAAGAAGACACAAAGACUGUGAGACUUUAUGUCAAGAACAUUUUAUAGAGAGUGAGUCCACUGAUACUACUGAGGGCAGAUUCAAAGAUCAAGGAAUGAAAGAACCAGACUUGCAGAAAGACAUCUAUCUUAAGAACUGCUGCAUUGCACAAAGUGAAAGCAACAAUCAGAGAGCGACUACGAACACAGGGGAUGUCAACCUCACUCCAGAACCUGAAGCACCAGCCAACUCUCCACUUUCAGAUUUAGCCAGCCCUAGAGAACAUGCUGGUGCCAGCAACCCAGAUAAUAAAGACAUCAAGCCUGCAGCGGAGGGAAAAUUAGUUAGCCCCUGUCUUGGAAAAGAAGAUAUCCAUCCCCAGUCUUUCUGUAAUAAUGAUAGAUUGGGAGAAGAGAGGCCCAGCUGUAGAACACCCAGGAGUGAGAAACCCGACAAAGAAUCUUCCUUAAAGAACAAUAAAUUAACAAAAGAGAGAUUUUGGAACUACCAUACAAAUUGCUGCAAUGAACACCAGCCCUGCCCAAUUGCUCAGAAAGUAUUGAAGGAGCUGAAGACUGCGCUUCUGACUUCGAGAGAGCAAUUAGAUCUGUCCGCACAAGCUCCCCCCUCUGACAUGGAUCUUCUGAAAGAACAAGAAGUGACCACAACUUUCCUUGCCCAGUGUAUAAACAGUGAGGAGCCACUAACAAACAAAUGGGAAAAGGGAAACUCUAGCACUUUGCCAGACGUACACGCUUCCUCUGCUCCUGAUGGAAUUUGCCAUCAAGAGUUGCCUGGAGAUGACAGUAAAAUUUCUUGUGGACUUCCUCUGCAGCUGGGCCAACGAACCAGUAUAUCUCACCAAGAAGCUGGUGCUGAAUGCCCAUCUCUAAGUAAGGCAAUUGUUGAACUCAUCAAUGAAUUUCAAGAGAGCACUGAGAAAUGCAUUGUAAAAGAUCAGAGCAGGAUGGUGGAUAGUUUGGAGCAACUGCCGUUAGGAAAUGCCUCUGUUAGUGCCAAUCGUCUCCCGUCCAGAAGAUGCGAGAAUGCACGUAAUGAACAUGUUGCCCAGGACUGGAAGUCUUUGGAUGCCGAAACCCAUUCGGAUGCACUGACACACUCACAUAAUAACAUCAAUGAGCAUUUUGCAGGAGGUGAAGAAGGUUGUGUUCCUGCAUCUCCAAGUAUUUUACGCAGAGAACUCUGCCAUGUUAAGUCUCUACAACUCAGUGCUAUGGAAUCUGUCUAUUCUUGCCUCCCUCUCAGUGCAGAUGAAAGCACCCUGGAUCCUGACUCUCUAACUUCCAGUCCGAAUAUUAGUAAAGUUUCUUUAUUGGACAUUCAUGAAGUUGAACGUAAAAGUGUAGCAGACAGGAAGUCCAACCAUUAUUUGUCAAAUGAGGUUAUUUCGGUGCAGAAAAUGCAAAUUUCUCCAAGUGAAGAGAAAAGUGUAGGCAGAUUGAGAGAUGAAAGUGCUGAUGCUGAAUUCAUGCUUAAUGAGAAUGAGGCAGCUCAGUUUGAUAUUGACGAGGAGAAAACAAAGGAAUUUCAAUCUGACUGUACUGAGCACAAUUCAUAUGAGUUAGUGAACAUUGUUAGCUCAAAUGACACAGACCACCAAAAGAAUAUUAGGGAGCUGUUAGCCCCUAGUGACAUUUUGAGGAUUGAAAAUAAUACCUGGCAUAAUACAGACAACAAUCCUUAUAGAAGCUGCUUGGAAAAUGCCUGCAGUUCUAUAGCAGCUGAUCGUAAUGAAUGUGACGAUGUUGGAUGCAAAAAGGAAACUGGCCAUGAAUAUCUCUACCAACCUGCUGCAUCAAAAGGGUGCAGAGCCUCUACAAAUCCUUCUCUUAUUGUUUAUGAAAGUCAAGCAGGAGAAAUCAGUGUUGCAGGCUAUGAUGGUACUGUUUCUCAUUCAGGCCAUGCCUCCAGGAAUACAGGAAUUCAGCAAUUUGCUUGUAAUAAAAAGGACAAGUUUCAGCUCCAAAAUAUACCGGUAAAUCCAAAAAUGGAGAACGAACCAGAUAUGAAAUAUUCUAACCCUAAAUACCACAUAUUAGUGGCUGGCAACACAGAUGCCAAUCUUUGUGUGGCUGGAGACAACCCCUCUGCCAGUCCAUAUUUAGAAAGCGGACAACCCCUGGAGAUUGGACUACAUUCGAGGACCAUUUGUCUGCCAGAGCAGUCUGACAGGUGUCUUCUGCCACAAGAUUCUGCGCUUUCUGACCCACGGAAGAAGGAAUUAGAGCAAAACUGGAGUGAAAGUCUAUCAGCAAAACAACUUAAGAAAACAUAUUGUUCUGUUUUCAGACUAGCUACCGAAGGCUCAUCUUUUGGGAGGCUUUGCCAGAAUGUAGACUGCACCAUUGAGCCUCCUCAUCUGAGCAAGGGAACAUCCCCCACUACCCCACUGACACCAAACCUAUGUUUAUCGGGACAAGAAACUGAAAUACAUGCAAAUGGAGAGUCUUCGGCAUUCAACCCUCAACUGAUGGAUAAAGCGACAUAUUUAAGUUGCCUUUAUAAUCCAAAGACACCAAGGAAACAAGCAAAUGAACUAAGUGUACUUUCUAAUCUCCGCUAUUGUAAAAUUUCAGCAAAAGUAUCUUUUGGUGUGGAGGAGGAGGGAGGGAGGACAGUGUCACACACAAAAAAAGAAAAUGACCCAGACCAAUUAACAAGUGACCAUCAGUAUAAAUCUCCAGCUAAAAAAGUAGUCACCGCAGAUAGCAACUGAUGCUCACUGGUUUGUUUGUUAAGCACAAACAUACCCUUCAGAAAGUAUGUGUGGUGGUG